Messenger RNA from Anguilla rostrata (American eel), 1975 nucleotides. Its product is annotated as globoside alpha-1,3-N-acetylgalactosaminyltransferase 1-like. Gene Ontology annotation, cellular component: vesicle; Golgi apparatus; membrane. Lineage: Eukaryota; Metazoa; Chordata; Actinopteri; Anguilliformes; Anguillidae. The record is from RefSeq and is a predicted model, not a curated record. Gene Ontology annotation, biological process: carbohydrate metabolic process. Bases 925 to 1944 code for a protein of 339 amino acids. Gene Ontology annotation, molecular function: hexosyltransferase activity. The transcript is spliced from 4 exons.
UUGGCCACCCCUGAUUUAGCGCAUUGAUUUCAUGACUCGAGCCAGCGUUAUUAACAUAAUUAAUUACAUUUAUUUGCAUGCUCUCAUUUUGCCACUGGAUGCCUAAUUCCCCUGCCAUAGAAAUACAGGGUUUCAGUGUCACCUACUGGCCAUAAAGUGAACGUCGCCGUGACGUCACACAAGCAACAACAGAUUCUGAGCGAGCACACAGCCCCUUUAAUCGAGACCCCAGGAGUGUGCAGUGGAGGUAUUGGAGGUUCCCUAUCAGGGUUUCCUGACCCAACCACCACCCUCCCCCUCAGAAUAAGCCAUCCUGUCUUAUUUGCGGGGGGGGGGGGGUUCAGACAACAAAGGGGUCGGCCCCGCCCCUCACUAUCAAGACGUUCUCAGGGUAGGGGGGGGUUAUCGCGAACCAGAGAGCGCUCCACCCCGCUGGCGAGCACGGGCACACAGUGUGCGAGAGGGAGGAACUGCAGAGUCACCCCGUCCCGCUGAGGAACGCUGAAUCACCCAAGGGAGGUGGGGCAGGAACAAAGUGGCUCUUUCUUUUCUAAAGCGGUCUGCUGAGGGGAUGUUCAAGGAAAAUGCUCAGGCUUUGCACAUCUGGCCGCUGUACGGAACAGCAAGGCCCCACUUCCAGCUUCACAUUCCACAGCUGUGCGGAGAGAGAGAGAGAUGUAGAAGGAGCAAAGGGAAGAUAACGGAAAAGAAAAGAGUAGAAAGACAAAGAUAGACAAGACAGAGAGAGAGAGAGAGUGAAACGCAGGAGUGAAGGUAACGGGAACAACGGAGUAGGAAGACAAAAAUAGAAGAAGGAGAAACAGUGAGAGAGAGGGGGAGAGAGAGAGAGAACAUUAUUGAAAAAAGGGUAGGCAAGAAAAAAUAGUUUCUGGCAGAAAAGACAGCAAGCCUGAGCAAAAAAAAAUGGCACGCUUCCUAAACUCCACACCCCCCUCAGGCCUGGAGAGAGUCACCAAGAGACGUCUGUUCCUCGCCUGCUUGGCCUUGUCUGGAUUCAUCUACUUCCUGCGAAGCCGAAAAGCGGGGGUCUCGUCGGCCCUCUCCCGGUCGGAGGAGGGGGAUAACCCGGGACAGGCGGGGAACCCGGCGGACCUCCUGAACGAGACGUCGUGGCGCGCGCCGGUGGUGUGGGGCGACAGCGAGGUGUCGGAGCGCCACCGGGAGGCGCAGUCCUACCGCACCUUCCGCGUGGGCCUGGCGGCGUUCGUGGUGGGCCGCUACUCCCAGCACCUGCUGCGCUUCCUGGUGUCGGCCGAGCGCCACUUCCUGCUGGGCGAGUACGUCUUCUACUACAUCCUGACCGACAACCCGCGGGCCGUCCCGGACCUGGAGCUGCCCGAGGGCCGCGAGCUCAGGCCCAUCCACGUGGGCGAGAUGCCCGAGUGGAGGCGCCUGUCCCGCGUCCGGAUGUCCCGCUUGGCCGAGGUCAUCAAGGACCGGAUCCAGAAGGAGGUGGAGUACAUCUUCUGCAUGGACGUGGACCAGGAGUUCGUCAACCCCGUGGGCACGGAGAUCCUGGGGGACCUGGUGGCCACCCUGCACCCCGAGUACUGCGGGAUGCCCCUGGGCACCUUCCCCUACGAGAAGGACGAAACGUCGCAGGCCUUCGUGGAGGCGGGCGAGGGCGACUUCUACUACACCUCGGAGCUGUACGGGGGCCUGUGCGCGGAGGUGUACGCCAUGGCGCUCACCUGCUCGCAGCUGAUCCUGCAGGACGGCGAGGCGGGCUUCCACGCGCUGCGCUACGAGGAGAGCUACCUGAACCGCUACCUGGUCAACCGCCGGCCCACCUGCGUGCUCUCCCCGGAGUACAGCUGGUGGGACUCCCCCCGCACGCUGGAGGUGCCCGUCCAGCGCGUCGUCUCCAUCGGCCGCCAGUGCGCCGCCCUGGAGCCCCAGAAGAGGGAGGCCAAGAGGUGCUGAGGAGGGGUGGGGGGGGAAGGAAGGAAAGGAG